Prosopis cineraria is the source of this 2110-nucleotide messenger RNA. RefSeq names its product zinc finger protein SHOOT GRAVITROPISM 5-like. The transcript is spliced from 4 exons. NCBI's taxonomy places the organism in Eukaryota, Viridiplantae, Streptophyta, Magnoliopsida, Fabales, Fabaceae. Gene Ontology annotation, cellular component: nucleus. The coding region runs from base 356 to 1810 and encodes 484 amino acids. Gene Ontology annotation, molecular function: DNA-binding transcription factor activity. The record is from RefSeq and is a predicted model, not a curated record.
GUUUAUUGCCGAGAGAGAGCUAUUUAGAGACAUCACCCGCUGAAGCAGAUGGGGCUUGGAAUUAACUAAGCCAGAGAGCGAGAGAGAGAGAGACCAAAAGAGAAGAUGAAGAUGAUGAAGAAGAAAAGCUGAAAUCUUCAUCAAAAGCAAAUUCAAAAGAAAGCUGAAUCCAACCCAAACAAAAGCACCAAUUUUAGCUUUGCUUUUAUAGCUACCCUAUACCUAGCCUUUCUUCUUCUACUCCAGUACUAUCAUCAUCAUCAUCAUCACCUUCUUCUUCUUCAACCUAAUUCUAUCCCGCCAGCACAAACCAGUUGCAGAAAUCACACUAUUGUUUGUGUUAUCGUCAUAUAUCAUGUUAGCGAAUAACUCUCUCGCUUCGGCUCCUACUUCUGAUCCCUUUCCUUGUGGCGACAAUGGUACGAUCACCACGAAUAAGAGAAAGAGAAGGCCCGCCGGAACUCCAGAUCCGGACGCGGAGGUGGUGUCGCUGUCGCCGAAGACGUUGCUGGAAUCGGACCGGUACGUGUGCGAGAUCUGCAAUCAGGGCUUUCAGAGGGACCAGAACCUGCAGAUGCACCGGCGGCGGCACAAGGUGCCGUGGAAGCUUCUGAAGAGGGAGACGCCGGCGGCGAGGAAGCGCGUGUUCGUGUGCCCGGAGCCGACGUGCUUGCACCAUGACCCGUGCCAUGCGCUCGGCGAUCUCGUCGGAAUAAAGAAACACUUCAGAAGAAAACACAGCAACCACAAGCAAUGGGUCUGCGAACGAUGCUCCAAAGGCUACGCAGUGCAGUCCGAUUACAAAGCUCAUCUCAAAACCUGUGGCACCAGAGGCCACUCUUGCGAUUGUGGUCGCGUUUUCUCAAGGGUGGAGAGCUUUAUCGAACACCAAGACAAUUGUAACAUGGGGCGGCUCCGGUCGGAAACACAGCCACCGCUGCAGCAGCAGCCGCCGGCGUGCUUGUCGCGAACCGCUUCGAGUCCGAGUCCGUCAAGUGAAACCAAUUUCAGCACUGGGCUGCAGAACUGGAACGGACUUGUGUUGCCUAAGCCAAUCACUGAACCGGCCACAUUGUUGAACCCUACCAUUAACACUGUUGCUCAUCGUGAAACCUCAUUAUCGAACAACAAGUAUAAUAAAGUCUGUCCAAACUUGGAUCUUCGGCUCUCUACCUCUAGUUCAAUUAUUCCCAUUGAUACAGAAUCGCCUAAGAGAGAUGAUCAUCAUGAGACCCGUUCGAACCACUUUCGGAUCUCAAUCGGCGAGGAAAAUGAAUCCAACUGCUUCAAUACUCGGAGGAAUUCACCCAAGGAGAGUUGUAACAGCAGCGAUAAACCAGAAGGUAAUAAUGGAGGGAUGAUUAGGGUGAUUCAUCAAGAGGAAGCACGUGAGCAGCUAAGGUUAGCCACGGCGGAGAAGGCUUACGCAGAGGAAGCAAGGAAGCAAGCAAGACGACAGAUAGAAGUUGCUGAGAAGGAAUUUGCAAACGCAAAGAGAAUCAGGCAAGAGGCACAAGCCGAGCUUGACAAAGCCUACGCCAUCAAAGAACACGCCAUCAAGCAGAUCAACUCCGUCAUGCUUCAAAUCACCUGUCAUGCUUGCAAACGACAGUUCGGAGCCCAAACGACGUCGACAAUACUGCCGACAGCCUCGGCGGUUCCUCCUCCACGGGACGAGAACUCCUUGGUAGUAAGCUACAUGUCGUCUGCUCUAACAACAGAAGGUGGCGAAGAAGAGAACUACAACAAUAACAAUAAUAAUAACGAGAAAAAAGAAGGGAAAAACAGAAAAUCUUUAUCAUUGGUCUAGCUUCUAGCUAGCAAAGUUUCUCUCUAUAUCUAUAUUUUCAAGGUGUCUACCAUUUUCUCUGCUAUAAAAUAUAUUUGUGAAAUUAUAAUGGGUAUACUGAGUGACACGUGAUUAUGUGUGAGUGGGAUGAAAUUUUAUAUAUAGUGGUGGUGGGGAGGGGAAGAGUGCUAUUUGUAUAACUUUUUUCCAGUUUAUUGUGCCGUGUUAUUAUUUUUGUUCAAUUAAAUUUGGUAUAAAUGAUUGCCUGUCAUAUAAACAAGGAUUUUCUUAUCGUGGGUUAAUAUCUUCUUUCUCUUGAUC